Messenger RNA from Ylistrum balloti, 7246 nucleotides. Its product is annotated as peroxidasin homolog. Gene Ontology annotation, biological process: response to oxidative stress. The record is from RefSeq and is a predicted model, not a curated record. Lineage: Eukaryota; Metazoa; Mollusca; Bivalvia; Pectinida; Pectinidae. Bases 375 to 4145 code for a protein of 1256 amino acids. The transcript has 17 exons. Gene Ontology annotation, molecular function: peroxidase activity; protein binding; heme binding.
ACGGGAGAGAAAGAAAGAUCAGGAAAAAUUACUGUUGUGCACAAGUCCCGACCCUUCGCCUGACCUGAACAAAAGUGAUGCGUGCCAUUCUCUCUCUCUUUUUCUGUGCCCCCGCGGAUGUGUAAGUUAGUCACGCCGUUGCUCAGUUGAUGUGUGACACUGGGCUAAUAUGAAAGCGAUAUCGGUGCGCUGAACUAUAUUUAGUUAGCGUAAGUGUGUAGACGAGAGCCGGUGUUUGGUUGUGUAUGUAAUAUGCACCAUGUCUAUUUGAAAUGAUAUUCGUCAUUUUUAUCCAAUGUCAACAUAACCUACCUUUGGAGUUUACCGCGAGGAUUUAAAUCAACACGACCCUGUGGAAAAUCAAUUCUGGAUAAAUGAUAGUGAAAUUUAAAAAUAUGUUCGGACGUGAAAUGAAAAUUCUAUUUUUUCUUUCUUUGUGUUGUGUGCUUGUUCGUAUGCAGGAAAAUGAUUGUCCGACAAAAUGUGUGUGUUUUCGGACGACAGUGAGAUGUAUGUUUCUACAACUGGACACAAUUCCGUCUCCUCUACCUUCGGAUACAACAGUUUUAGAUUUGCGGUUUAACAGAAUACAAGACAUUCCAUCCGGGUCAUUUUCAGGCCUGAAUAGAUUAAGCACAUUACUUUUAAAUAACAACAAAAUUCAGAGAUUAUUAGACGGUGCAUUUGAUGGACUUCCUGAACUGAAAUAUCUAUAUGUAUAUAAAAAUCAAAUAACUUCUGUUGAAAGUAAAGCGUUUAGACAUUUGAGGAAACUUGAGCAGGUAUUUAUGCAUAACAACAACAUAUCGAGUCUUCCAGAAGGUCUUUUUGACAACACACCGAAAUUACAACGACUACGUCUGGAUGAGAACCCGGUCCACUGUGACUGUGAUCUGCUUUGGAUUACUCGCAUGGUACAGAGGAGGAGAUCUCGUGUCCAGGUUACUGGGACAUGUCAUUCACCUGAACGGGUCCUUAAUAGGGCCAUAGGUACCCUGAGUGAGCGUCAGUUCAGCUGUGGUCGAUAUGUAAUCCCCGUGCUGACAAGGAGACCAGAGGACCAUGAAGCAGUAGAAGGAAGCACUUCCAUGUUUCGCUGUACCGGAACUGGAACACCAACUCCGGUCAUUACAUGGUUCAAAGACGACGAACUAUUACCGUUGGAUGACAGAAUACAGGUCUAUGAGCUUGGAGCAAUGCUGAGGUUUUCACGGGUCGUCUACGCUGAUCAGGGAGUUUACACCUGUAAAUUGACUAAUGCUGCCGGAGCAGCUGAAGCUAGUGCAGAGCUAAGAAUUACACAACCAACCCAGACUCAGGAGUUUCCCGCCAACGUAGAAGUAGAAACUUUUGUUGGCACCAAUAGUAUCUUAGAGUGUGCCACCGACGACUUCAUUCCACAGUAUCGGUGGAUUAAGGAUCAAGUAUUACUGCAAUCUGGCCCAAAAUACUCCUUCCAGGGGAAUCGGCUCGUCAUCAGGAAUAUUGUCCCAAGUGACGCUGGCAAAUAUGAGUGUUUCCCUGAAGGCACUGUCGGAUUCAACAGGAAAGCUGUCUUACUCAAAGUUACAGGUGAUGACCGUACGUUUGAAGGAGACGCAUUUGUGCGCCAGGCCAUAAGAGAAGCUACCAAUCGUGUGAACGUGGCCAUCAAUGACACACAGCGUCAUCUGUUUGACCGCUCAAGACAGCACAGUGUCCAGGAUCUAAUAGCUAUUUUCCGAUAUCCUGCAGCCGAAGCGUUGGAACUGGCUAGAGCGGAGGAGAUAUUCGAACAGACGCUGGAUAUCAUUGUUCGGCACGUUCGCGAAGGGCACACCUAUAACCUUGAUACCACAGGUGACAGCUACCGUGAUAUCAUCUCCCCUGGUCAUCUUACUCUGAUCGCCAACAUGUCAGGAUGCUUUGCAAAUCCCCGUAUAACAAAAUGCACCAAUAUGUGUUACCAUAAGAAGUACCGAACGAUGGACGGGACGUGCAACAAUCUUCAGAAGCCACUGAAUGGGGCAACUGUCACGGCGUUCAGCAGACUUCUCCCACCCAUAUAUGAGAACGGAUUCAACACUCCUGUUGGCUGGAGUUCUUCAAAGCAAUACAAUGGUGUUCACCUUCCCAGUCCGCGUCUCGUCUCCUCCUUCCUAAUGUCAACAGACCAUGUAACAGAGGAUGAAACUAGUACUCAUAUGCUUAUGCAAUGGGGACAGUUCGUAGACCACGAUAUCACUCUAACACCACAGUCAAUCAGCUAUGCCCGCUUUAGCGAUGGUCGACGCUGUAAUGAGACUUGUGACAAUGAGUACCCAUGUUUCCCAAUCCCAGUACCUCGCAGCGACUCUCGCAUCCAGACCCAUCCUUGUCUUGGGUUCGCACGGAGUAGUGCCAUGUGUAAUUCUGGUAGCACUUCCAUCUUCUACAAGACAUUCUCAGCUCGUCAACAAAUAAAUGCUAUCACUGCUUUCGUAGACGGAAGUAACGUGUAUGGUAGUAGCGAAUUUGACAUCCAAAGAUUAAGGGAGCUAACCAAUAGUCGUGGGCUUUUAAGGGAAGGACCGAUAUCUACCAAUAGGAAAAGGCUUCUACCCUUCGACAAUUCAGGGUUUUUGGAGCAUAUCGAUUGUCAGAUUGAACCAAGCAAGCAGCACGUACCUUGCUUCCGUGCUGGAGACAAUCGUGUAAACGAACAUUUGGCUCUUACAGCAAUGCACACGCUAUGGAUGCGCCAACAUAACCAUGUAGCUCAUGAACUUGGUAAGAUCAAUGUACACUGGGACGGAAAUAUGAUCUUUCAUGAGUCUAGAAAAAUAAUUGGUGGCAUGAUGCAGCAUAUCACGUACAACCACUGGCUCCCAAGCAUCAUUGGCCAAGAGGGCAUGGAGAAACUUGGUCCAUAUACCGGUUAUGACCCAGAUGUCGACCCCACGAUAACUAAUGAAUUCGCUACCGCUGCUAUGAGGUUCGGACAUGCUCUUGUUCAACCUGUCAUCUUUAGACUAAAUUCCAGUUUCUACCCAAUCCCAGAAGGAAACCUCGAAUUACACAAGGCAUUCUUUUCGCCUUAUAGACUGCUGGAGGAAGGCGGAAUCGACCCCUUACUUCGCGGCAUGUUUGCUGUUUCGGCAAAAAAGAGAAUGCCCAGUGAAAUGAUGAACUCAGAACUUACUGAAAAAUUGUUUUCUCUGGCCAAUGUUGUGGCACAAGACUUGGCCUCGUUGAAUAUUCAGCGAGGACGUGACCAUGGCCUGCCCUUCUACAACGCAUAUCGGGAAUUAUGUGGCAUGUCUAGGGCAGCCAGUUUUUCGGAUUUUCAAGCUGAAAUCACCAGUAGUGAUGUCCGUGACAAGCUACAAGCUCUAUAUGGUCAUCCGGAUAAUAUUGAUUUAUUUGUGGGAGGAAUGAGUGAAACACCCCUGCCAGGGGCCAAGGUUGGUCCUACCUUCAUGUGUAUCCUCGUGGACCAGUUCAAGAAAAUCCGUGCCGGUGACCGGUUCUGGUACGAGAAUUCCAAAAUGUAUGAACCUGAGCAGAUACACGCCAUCAAGCAGACAACAUUGGCGCGAGUCAUCUGUGACAGCAGUGAUAACAUUGACAAGGUACAGGAAGACGUGUUCGCUCGAGUCGACAACUACACGCAGUACCUACCCUGUAAUAAAAUCCCAAACAUCAAUCUUAAAGUUUGGGCAGAAUGUUGCGCAGAUUGUAAUGACGCAGGUGAUUUCCAAACACUGACUAGUAAAUUCCAGCGAGCCGCCACUCCCCGCCAGUCUCAUCGUGAAGACAGGGAGCAUGUACUAGAGGGCCGAGAAUACCAGAAUACUAUGGCUAGUCUUGAGAAUAUGAAGGAAGGCAUGUCGGUGAUGGAAACUCGAAUGGAAGGCAUGGAAGGAACAAUUAGUGGUCUCACUAAAACGCUUAAAUACCUCAGAAGGAAGAUGAAGAAAAUGCACAGACAUAUGAGGAAACAUCCGAAGGCUGGCUGUGUAGAUGAAAGAGGUCAUUUCCGUCCCGAAAAUCAGCGAUGGAGGAUGCAUGAUUGUAAAGACUGUAUAUGUCAGAAUGGCCGAGUAGAAUGUACAACUCAGUUGUGCCAUAUACCAGACUGUGACUUUCCGAGGAAAGUUCCAAACCAGUGUUGUCCUGUGUGUUGAAGACGAUGUCUGGGAGCAAUGCUGCAAUCUUCCAAAGCAACAAUCAGUGGACAUGAUGACAUACUCUCUCACAUAGCACAGUCAGUGGUCAUACAGUGACGAACUCUCACUGCUGUCUCUUAACGAUAUUAUUAAAUAAUGAGUGAAUUGUGUUUCUUGCAAACUGUCCAUGUGAACGCAGUUGGGAUUAACAGAAAUACUGUAUAUGCCAACGAAGCAUACAAGCGGUUCUUCUAUUGGUGUUCCUUUGUCACAGAAAGCAGUUGUACCAUAGAUAUCGAGAACUGAUCUCUAAUGCAAUAGGAGUAUUGUAGUUUAGCGAUUAACUCUUGUUUUCAGAAGAAACAAUUGUGUAGUUUAUUUUUUAAUGAACUGCAUUUUGGACCAAUUUAUGGUCAUAGUAUAUUGAUGUAUAGCUCAGUAAAUCCAAGACAUAGCUGUGAUACAGCUCCUUGCUUCCUAUAAAAUGCUGCCAAGAUUUGUUUGGAUGCUGUGAUAUACCUAGCAUUUAUAUCUGCUCACUGCUAUUGCGAGGAACUGUUAAGAUCUAACAUGCAUGAAGAUAGCUCUUUAUUUGUAAUUAUUCACUAAUAACGUAUAGAAACUCUCAUACCUGAAAUCAGCAGUACAAAACGAACAGGAGGUAAAGUAUAUGGUACUAAUAUCACUUGAAUAUUGUUGUUUCAUUUUCAAUGCUAACGGCUGACCAAUAGAAUAAGUUAUAAAUCACGGGUGUAAAAGAUUUUACAGAUCCUAUAUAUUCAACUCUCUCGCCGUCUUAUUUUGAGGAGCCCUUCAAACAGCUCUUCAAAUAUAUUAACGAAUUCUUUUAAGGGAAUACAUUUUUACAACGUGCUUAUUUUUUCAAACGUGUAGGUUUACCUGCAUAUGUAUGCGAUUACUGCCGGUGAAAUACAACUACUAGUAAGUAAUGUUAUGCUUUUUAUUCAACGUAAGUUAUUGGUUAACAAAUCGAAUGCCCCCUCACCUUAGCAACUGUGUAUAGUGGGAAACAAGUCUAAAACUGUCUCUCAGGAAAAGAUUUUCGUAUCAAGGAUCAAUUUAAAUUCCAUUGCUGAUUGUUUCUGUUAGAAGACAGCACUUAUUAAACGAUUAUUUUUUUCAUGGCAGUCUUGUUAAAAUGAUCGAUACGAUUUCUUUUAUUAUUAUUAUUAUUUUUAGAUGUUGUUCUAUUGAAGUGUUACAUUAUGUCUUCAAUGCGAUGUCUUUGUAGUUUGUCGUAUUUAUUUUCUACAAACAUCCAAACUGCCAGUAAAGCAAACAGGAACAUUGCACAUUGUUGCAUUUAUGUUUGAAUGAAAAAACAUUGUUACAAAUCUCAAUUUUUCCAGACGGAGUUUUAACCAAUUUUAUCACUAGAAACUUAAUUGUCUAUAUCAUUCAUAAUACUUUGCAAUGCAACUUAAUAAUAGUUCAUCUCUUGAAUUCAGAGGUGAAAACCUCGCUUGUGUAUACUUUCACCAGCUGCAAUCAGAGAUAAUUGUCUGUAUAUGGAUUGUAUGUUUUAUAACAUUUGUAUAAUUGAAUGCUACAUUAAAUUGUGCCUUUACUCAAUGCCAGUAUAAUCGUCCAUGUUUUCUAGAUGAAAAUAAAUGCAACACUCGUUGUUCCGUCGAUGACUCGUUAUUUCAACACGCAUUUUUUCUUUCUCUCUUUUUUUCUUUGUCUUGUAAAAUGUGGCAAAAUUUUCUUGACAUGACCUACUUACUAUAUUAAGCCAUCCACAAACAUGUAAUAAACAUUUAAGAAGAUCGUGAAAAGAAAGCUGGCAUUCAUCGUAGUGAUAGACAAUGGUCGGGCUGGUCUUGCUCAGCUGUUCUAUUAUUGAAAGAUUUUUGUGUCCAACAUUCUCAUGAAAAUAAUUUUCUUACCAGGACAAAGACCAGGAUUUGGGAAAAAAUAUUUUAACACUUUGAUAAUUGAGUUUCAUAUAAUGAUAUGAAUUUAUUAAUGAUAUAUGUUACGAGCGAUUGUGUAUAUUUUCACAUGUUUUAUUUACUCUUUUAUAUCGUCUUCCAUUUGCCAUCAUCUCUGAUGCAGUUUGUAUUUUAAUAUAUAUAUAGAACAUGUAUUUUUGUACUUUGCAAUUCUUUUUCCUGUACUUUUGUAUAACAAAAUAAGCAUUUCUAUCACUGAUGUAUUUGUAGUUAUAAUUUAGUGCUUUAUAUAUCUUUAACUAAUGACACGUUUAACGUUAGUGAUAACUAUUGGAUUAAAAGGGUAUUAAUUCGAAAAUAUUUGCUUUAUCCUCAGUUUCUAAAUUUGUAUAAAAAGCGUGUAGACUACUCAAGAGUUGUUAAGUUACAUAGUUCAUUGUGCAUUCUACUCGUACUUAAGUGAGGUUCUAUGAUUUGUAGAGUGAUAACUGUCUUACAUAAAAAGAUUUCAUUGGGCAAUGAAAAUUACUUGGUCGAGGAAAAAUUAUCGCAAAUUAAUAUGCUCUAAUUUUAAAAGUCGAGGAAAAUGAACUGAAAUUAGAAUGGUCGAUUCAAAUGCAUUUUGAAUAGCUAUGGAUAAGAGCAACUUCUAAACCAGGCGUUAUUUGGUUUUUUUCUAUUACCUUUAGAUAAAUGAUACAGUGAGAUUUACCUAGCAUAUUUCUUUCGGGUUUUUAUCUUCCAAUCCGAUUUGUCGGAAUUAAAAUCAGGGAUAUUUGAUUGGUCAACAGCUGUAACCUUCUUUAGUUUGCCUUAAUGUCAAACAAUAUAUUGCUAGUAUUUUUGUGUACAAGAAUAAAACCAGAGUUCGAUUUGUAAUUAUUGUCAUUGAUCUUAUUCCCAGCCAAUUAUAUCAUGGUGCAAAAUAUGUAAUGACAUUUUAUUUUUAAAAAAGCAUUAAAUAAACAAAGCACAUGUUUAUCCAUUUUCCAAGCCAGUUUUAAUUAUAAGAAUUAGUGAUCUAUGUGUAAACUACCAAAGAUAUGUGUUAAUGAGGGAUUUAGUUUCGUCUAACUACCAGUAUAUUAGCUAAUUGUGCGUAUGUAUCAUUUUGUAAGCAAUUCAAUCAUAAAAUACUUUGUGGACAUAAACAAAUAUAAGUAUGUGAUACUAUUUGAAUUAAAGCCAACAAUUCAUACAUGA